AUGUCUAUUGAUCCGGAAACUCGAAGAAAAUUAUUAGUUUUACAAAAAAACGGCUCUAAUAAAACAUGUUGUGACUGUGCUGCUCCAAAUCCUCAAUGGGCAUCGCCAAAGUUUGGGAUUUUUAUUUGUCUUGAAUGUGCUGGUAUACAUAGAGGCUUGGGUGUCCAUAUUUCGUUUGUUAGAUCUAUUACCAUGGAUCAAUUUAAGCCAGAAGAGGUUUUGAGAAUGGAGAAGGGUGGAAACGAGAAGUUGAAAAAUUACUUCAGUGAAAAUGGUGUUGAUUUGAAAUUAGAUGCUAGACAGAAAUACGACAACUACGUUGCUGAAGAUUACAAGGAGAAAUUAACUUGCGAAAUUGAAGGAAAGGAAUUUACGCCAAAGGAUCAUUCUGGGCAAUCAUUACCAGACAUCAACGCAGCUUCAGCAUCCGACGAUACAACUUCAAACUCUGCUCCUAAACAGCAAGAGAAAAUCCAAUCUCGUCGUGGCACUCCGUUACCAAGUGACCAGAAGCAAAAGAACGAAUCUUAUUUUGCUGAGUUAGGCUCAAAGAAUGGUACUAGAUCAGAUAGUUUACCACCUUCACAAGGUGGUAAGUAUGGAGGAUUUGGUAAUACACCAGCUUCGCAAUCUUCUAACCAAGGUGGAUCCUUAUCCGGGUUUACUAUAGACAACUUUCAAAGUGACCCAUUUGGAACCUUAUCCAAGGGUUGGGGAUUAUUUUCCAACACCGUGGCCAAAUCAGUCAACGAAGUGCAUGAAAGUGUCAUCAAACCGGGUAUUAAUCAAUUACAAGAAAGUGAAUUAAGUGGAGAAGCCAAGAGAGCUAUGGCUCAGUUUGGCCAAAAGAUGCAAGAAACUGGUAAAUAUGGACAAGAAACAUUCCAAAAAUUUACUAAUGAACAUAAUGCGCCUGAUUCCAAGUUCGGUAAACUCUUUGAUGGAUUAAAUGUGCAAGAUGAAUCAGAAGGUGUAACGCCAGCCUUUGGACUUCAAAAACCACAACAAAAGACCAAAUUGGAUAGUUUAGGUGGUGGUAAAUCCAAGAAGGAUGAUGAUUGGAAGAACGACGAUAAAUGGGAUGAAUUUUAA
Messenger RNA from Debaryomyces hansenii CBS767, 1092 nucleotides. It is a transcript of the gene AGE3, whose product is annotated as Age3p. Gene Ontology annotation, cellular component: Golgi membrane. NCBI's taxonomy places the organism in Eukaryota, Fungi, Ascomycota, Pichiomycetes, Serinales, Debaryomycetaceae. Gene Ontology annotation, molecular function: GTPase activator activity. Gene Ontology annotation, biological process: regulation of ARF protein signal transduction; regulation of endocytosis. The record is from RefSeq and is a predicted model, not a curated record. The transcript has a single exon. The coding region runs from base 1 to 1092 and encodes 363 amino acids.